AUGGUGGUUGUGGCAAAGCAGACAGAGUUAAUUUAUGUCUUAAGAGACUAUCCAUCCUGGAGAAGGGAUUUGAAGGCUUUCACUCUCCAUCCCUGUUCCACUUGGGUUGGUGGGAGUUACUGGGUAUCAUUCUGGCACUUCUGGUUUCCUACCAGCUUCUGUUCUUGUGAAGGCUAUUCUACAGGACAUUCCUUUGAAACUUGGAGCUCAGAGACGACUUGAAGCAAACAUCUCUGUGAACUUGAGUUUGGGCAUACAUUCCAGGUUUGCCAUAUGUGUCGUUGUCUCAGCAGAUGGCACCACCUAGUCCAAGCAACAGCACACCUAACAGCAGCAGCGGGAGCAGUGGAAAUGACCAGCUGAGCAAAACCAACCUCUACAUCCGGGGUUUGCAGCCAGGCACUACUGACCAGGACCUUGUCAAGUUGUGUCAGUCAUAUGGCAAGAUUGUCUCCACUAAGGCCAUAUUGGACAAGACCACAAACAAAUGCAAAGGCUAUGGCUUUGUGGACUUUGACAGUCCUUCGGCCGCACAGAAGGCCGUGACAGCACUGAAAGCCAGUGGCGUCCAGGCACAGAUGGCAAAGCAACAGGAGCAGGACCCUACAAAUUUGUACAUAUCAAACCUCCCACUGUCAAUGGAUGAGCAAGAACUGGAGGGAAUGCUGAAGCCCUUUGGCCAAGUUAUCUCCACUCGAAUCCUUCGAGACACCAGUGGGACCAGCAGAGGGGUUGGCUUUGCAAGGAUGGAAUCCACAGAGAAGUGUGAAGCCAUCAUCACCCACUUUAAUGGAAAAUAUAUUAAGACACCCCCCGGAAUACCAGCCCCAUCAGAUCCGUUGCUUUGCAAAUUUGCUGACGGUGGUCCAAAGAAACGACAGAACCAAGGAAAAUUUGUGCCAAAUGGACGGGCCUGGCCAAGGAAUGGAGACAUGGGUGGUAUGGCCUUGACCUAUGACCCCUCCACCGCUCUUCAGAAUGGGUUUUACCCGGGUCCUUAUAGCUUCACUCCCAACAGGAUGCUCACGCAGUCUGCACUCUCCCCCUAUCUCCCGUCUCCCGUGUCUUCGUACCAGAGAGAGGAAGGGAGAGGGAGAAACAUCGAUGUGAAAGAGAAAUAUCGAUCGACUGCCUCCUGCCAGCACCCCAGACUGGGCAUCAAGCCGGCAACCUGGAGAGUAACUCAGACAUCGCCUCUACAAGUACCUAACCCGUCGUGGAUGCACCACCAGUCAUACCUCAUACAGCCUUCAGUGAGUGUUCAGAAGCGGGCAAGAUGGGAUUUGAUGAGAGGGGAUGUGGGUUUGAGUUCUGGCUCAAGCCCUCAUGCAACCCAAGUGUCUGACCGGUUCAGUUCUGACCCCAGGGAUGGACCACCCCCUUUCUCUCCAGCCUGCCUCCAUGAUGGGACCUCUUACCCAGCAGCUGGGCCACCUCUCCCUCAGCACCACGGGCGCGUACAUGCCAACUGCGGCCGCCAUGCAAGGAGCUUACAUCUCCCAGUACACCCCAGUGCCUUCUUCCAACGUGUCAGUUGAGGAGAACAGCGGCCAGCAAAAUCAGGUGACUAUGGAUGCUCCCUCAGACCACGGGGUCUAUUCUUUCCAGUUCAACAAGUAACAGUGGACACCCCUCCCCGUCUUUGUUGAAUACAAAUGAAUUCUUGGAGAUGCUGAUGCUCCCAGACUCCAGAGCGCUAACCAGGAACACAGAUCAUCUGUGGGCCCUGCUAAGCCCUACCACUUGCCUCCGUUUCUCACAGGCCUGGGCCUGAGAAAGAAAUCUCGGCACUCGUGUCUGUGCUCUUCCUCCAUUCCUGCAGGAGCCAAGGAACCGGCACUGUGUGUGUGCUACGUUCAAAGGAAUCAAAACAACCUUUUUUUCCUUCUUUUGCAAAUAAAGUUUUAUGUGUUGUUUUGUUUUUUAAAAACUGCAAUAUGCAAUUCCCCUAUCCCAAAGAGACACGGUGCCUGGAACUUCUUAUCUUUAUGAAAAACACUUUUUGAUGUGUUGAACUGAUUUGAGAAGGCUUUUAAACUUUUUUUGUUCUUUUUCUUUUUUUCUCUUAAAAAAAAAGGAAAAAAGAAAGGAGUGGUGCUAAAACUUGAAGGAUCCCUACUGUGGGCCCUUCUUACGGAGUUUAGUUACGGACUUGUUUUGGUCUAAGAAAAUAUGCAGUUUUAAGUUUUUGCUUUAUAAAGCUCGCAACUCACACACCCUGUCUUUCCUCCACACAUUUUAUGCUUUGCUUCUCUCAUCCAUAUUUUUCUUCUCUUUCCCAAACAGCAGAGCUUGUCUGUUUCACUUUUUUUCAGUUUUUAAUUUUGUGAAUUUCUCUUUUGAAUGAAAUUUUCAUAUGGAAUCGUUAGGGGCUGGGCAAGGAACAGGCAGAACACUAAGCAUGCCCUGGAAGUGGCUUUCUUCCCGCUGUCCUGCCACAUCCUGUGAGAAAAACUAGACUUUGUCUUCAGGAAGCAGAGAUUCGACCCAGGCUCAUUAAGGAGACAACCCACAGCCUUGAAAGUCACACUUGAGCCAAAUUUGGAUGAAGACCAGGUCGUCCCUUGCAAGUUACAGAAGGAUGGGCUCAACUGACUUCUAAUUCUUCUCACUGCCAGGCUAACACCCUCUGAAGAAGUGUCCUCUCUAGCUACAGCUUUUCAAAAAUGCCAGCUUUUCUGCUUCCUGGAGGUUCUUGUCUCCUCUGGGGCUCAGGGGUCCCCCUCUUCCCCACCGCACCUUGCUGUGCUGGGGGCCUUUGCAGCCGUGACCCUGCUGGCUCCCCCUCGGCUCCGUCCCCACUGUGGAAGCUUCCUCGCUUCACUCCAGACUGACGGUAAAGGAGACCACUUGGCCUUCCCUGGAGACAUUUUUCACUGUCCAGCCUGGGGGUAGAGGUUGUGUGCUACUGGCACCUAGUGGCUAGACACCAGGGAUGCUGCUAACCAUUCAACAGUGCACAGGGCACCCUCCACACCCCCAACAAAGAAUGAUCUGGCUCAAAACGUCAGUAGAGCCAAGGUUGAUGAGAAACCUUGAUGGAGACAGUGUAGUCCCUGCCUCCUGAUCAGAGGAUCUGGCUCAAAGCCUGCCUGUCCCAUCUCAUGCCAGUGUUAUUACUGCCCCUCACGCUGAGAUGAUGCAGACCCCAGGCUGCUUGUGGACUUUUUGGAGGGUGAGUAGAGGUUAGGGAAGAUGUGGGAACGAUGAUGAGGAGAAAUGUUAUUUUUUAACCAAAGAAUUUGAAGAGCUGCCCAGACUUGAAAGCCUAGUGGCACUGAAGCAGGAAUAGCUCUUGUAAUAAGUGAGGGUUGUAGGAAGACAUUAAUUUGUGUUGAGGGUGAAAACUAGACCUUACUGGGCCACAGGCCAUCCCUGGGCGGGGCCACUGCAGCCCAGUUUCAUUUCUCUUCCUUUUCUAACUUAUGGAUCAGUGGACUCUUUCACCUCCUCGUGCCGGCAAUGCUCACUCCCUGCUGCUGCAGUGUCAGCCCUUUGGGGGCCUCUGUGUGGGUUGGUACUUUGCAGCACAAGGUGCUGUAAGGCCUUGCUGAAAUGGAAUGCUGUGGGGUCCUGGGCAGAGAUCUAGUUUUCCAGAAAAAAAAAUAAGUCACUGCUGCUCACACGUGUGCUCCACCUCUGGGAGAGCAGCAGCAUUGCACUUUGACCUUUUCCAAGAGCAAUAAACUUGGAUGGGAAAUCGGGUCUAAACUUGCCCCCGGCUCUGAUAGACCAGCUUCAGAGCAAAAGGGUGGUGUUACGAAAGUCAGCCUGUAAGGGCUGGGUCCUCAAUCUUACGCCUUGUCCUAUUCUCCCCAAUUCCCUCUUAAGCCAACUACUCCAUUACUGUGCUUACUUGCAUUUUAGGUCCUUCCAAGCAUUAACAGAACCCUCAUAUUGACUCAGCUUUCCCCCUUCCUUUCUUAGGAGGACGAAGGCAUAAUACCUGCUUUCCUCUACUCUUUCUGACCUUCAUGAGUGUUAGGAAGGUGGGGCCUAGAAAUGGUUCAUGAUCCAAGUGCCAACAUUCUGGUCACCCUAGAACAGUGUGCACGCUCCCCUAGGUCUUGCUGUGGUGGGCCAAGGGUAACUAACGACAGCCUGGCCUAGGAACACAUGGGACAGAGCAGAGCUCAGACUCUGGGUGACUUGGCCAGUGGCUGCCAUGUAGCUGAGAAGGUAAGCAAGCACCAAAGAGGGCAUUUGUGAACAGACUGUUCCUUCUCCAUCUUAUUCCAUGUAGGUGCAGGGGUGGGCAAACUUUUUGACUCGAGGGUCACAAUGGGUUCUUAAACUGGACCGGAGGGCUGGAACAAAAGCAUGGAUGGAGUGUUUGUGUGAACUAAUAUAAAUUCAAAGUAAACAUCAUUACAUAAAAGGGUACGGUCUUUUUUAUUUUUAGUUUUAUUCAUUUCAAACGGGCCAGAUCCGGCCCGCGGGCCAUAGUUUGCCCACAGCUGGGUUAGAGGGUCGCCAAAAUGAAACUUCUAGCCUGGAGGGUGUACAGCUUUCCAGCCACGUCUUCUCCCCACGACUGGUGCCCUAUCCCCUCACACACACUUUCUGGGUGGUGAGUGCUCUCUUGCAUGCACUUAGCACCUUGGACAGGAAAAAAGCUUCAUUUGGACUCAAACACGCCUUCUCUUUAUCCAGAGGCUUCUAGUUUUAGCCUCUUCCCAAGUCUAUGCCUGUGCCACCCAUUCAGCUUGUCCUUCCUUUUCUGACCUCUGGUAUUCUCAUGUUCCUCCCCUACAAUUUGGUAGAGCUUCAUUUUGUCUCAUUUCAACCUUUGUUUUUAAAUAAAACAUAAAGCACGAA
This is a messenger RNA of Myotis myotis, 4818 nucleotides long. It is a transcript of the gene RBMS2, whose product is annotated as RNA binding motif single stranded interacting protein 2. Gene Ontology annotation, cellular component: nucleus; ribonucleoprotein complex; cytosol. Gene Ontology annotation, molecular function: poly(A) binding; poly(U) RNA binding; mRNA 3'-UTR binding. Bases 294 to 1538 code for a protein of 414 amino acids. The transcript is spliced from 17 exons. The record is from RefSeq and is a predicted model, not a curated record. NCBI's taxonomy places the organism in Eukaryota, Metazoa, Chordata, Mammalia, Chiroptera, Vespertilionidae.